Molecule: messenger RNA, 3613 nt
Organism: Stereum hirsutum FP-91666 SS1
Lineage: Eukaryota; Fungi; Basidiomycota; Agaricomycetes; Russulales; Stereaceae
Exons: 4
Coding region: 178-2484 (768 amino acids)
Source: RefSeq, a predicted model, not a curated record
CGACGUUGUUGCUAAGGCCGUGAAGGACAGAGGCCCGCUCUCGCACGCACUCUCGUUCUCUAACUCUCCCUUGCACGACCACCUUACGCCUCUCCGUUAUUCGCUCUUUUAUUCCACUGUCUUUUGUGGCCGCUAUACCCCUCCCGACGUCCCAUACCCACACUGUCUUUGCCCAUCAUGCCCUCAGAUAACAAGCUCGGCAGGCGGGACAACAUCCACCACCAGCUCAACCGCCUCAGGGAGCUCAACGCCCGCUUCAGCCCCACCGCCGUCUUUGAAACCAGCACGGCUGCGGCCGCGGCGGCGACUACCUCGGACAGCGGUAACAACCUGCUCAGUGAGUUGGGUCUCGGUGGAAAAACCACUACUUCCACUUCCGCUCAGCCGACGACCACCUCUUCCUCCACCACCCCCACCACUUCCUCCACCAGCACUACCUCGAGCACCUCCACCACCAGCUCCUCCUCCACUACCUCGACCUCUACCACCACCUCAUCCUCUACCACUUCCACGACUAGCUCUACUACUUCGUCUAGCUCCUCGGUUGCGCCCACCACCAGCUCCGCCUCGAGUCUCUUGCUCGCGACAUCAACCACUCCGGCUGCUGUCACAACCCCCGCUACCACUACUCAUAAUGUGGUCACCGAUACCGCGUUUGCGACCAUUAGUGGCAGCAGCAGCGUCUCCUCGGCAGCCGCCAGUGCUACUACUUCCGCCGCCUCGACAGGUACCAGCACCGGUGCCGUCGUCGGAGGCGUGGCUGCCGCUGUAGUUGGAGUUAUCGCCCUCAUCGCUGCUAUCGCUUUCUUCCUCAGGAGAUGCCGCAGGAAGGAGGAAGACACGACGGACAUGGACGUUCCCUGGAACCGUUCCUCCGCCAGAGGCCAAUCCAUGAUGAUCCCAGACGACGAAGACCCCUACGCCGCCGCCCGUCUCAACGCCUUCGCCAAUAACCGCCGCGACGGCAGCUCGCCCCGUCCCCCGACCAUGAUCGAGCGCAAAAUAACGAACGGCUCAUCCAUGCUCUCCCGUCAACCCACCAUGCCCAACGCUCAGAGUCACUACCCACAGUACAACGACAGCUACGGCUCCACGUCUUUCAAUAUCGGCGAAGUCGUCUCCGCGCCGCCGAGCGCUAUUCCCAGCUCUGCGAAUCCGUUCUUGCAGGACGAGAGGUACGGUGCGCACCAGAACCAGAACCAGAACCAGAUGGCGAUGUAUGGGAACGUGCCGCCGUCGCCGGCGUUGACGAGACAGCCUUCGAACCCGUACGGUGAACCGAUGACGCCCCAGAGCGCGUUGACGAGGCCGCCGUCGAACCCUCAGCAACAGUAUUACGGAGGAAGCGAGUUCAGCGUGCAGCAGAGUGUGGCGCUGAAUAAGGAACUUCCGAGGGCGUAUGGGGACGAAGGAGCGCAGAACUUGAACAGGCAGCCUUCGAACCCAUCUCAGUACAAUGGUUACGCUCACGCUCACGCGCACAACGGUAGCGGCGGCACACCUAUUUCGGCUUUACCUCCCAUGCCCUACACGCCCGGAACUCCUUCGACACUUCGGACGCCCAAGACCGCGGAUCUGGAGAACGGCGAGGAAGAGGGUGGCACGUACGACCGUUCGAGCGUGACGCCGUUCCAGGAGAUGCAGUACGCGGAGAUCAAGAAGAAACUGGGAGUCGCCGCCAACGGCGGGAACACGCAGUCUCUCGGCGCGAUCUCGGAGAGGACGCUUUCGGGCGGUGGGGACGACGAUAAUUAUUCGCCGUUCGCGGACGAGAAGGAGAAGAAGGCGAUGGGGGAAUUGGGGGAGUUCGACGAGGACGAACAGAGGGGGUUGCAUGUUGUUAACAUGACCCCGGAACCUCCCCGAUCGCCUAACGUCGACGCGAAUGCGAACCUCCCCGCGUAUGACCCCAGUACAGCCCCCGUCCUCAGAGCGGAGAAGCAGAGGCCGCAGGAAAGGGAGCAGGAGCAGGAGCAGGAGCAGGAAGUAGAUAUGGAGGCGGACGCGCAGGAGAUCGAGUUCCCCGUGACGCCGACGAUGACGACUGGGUCGCUGUCCAGCUCGCGCGUGAUGUCGACGCCGCCGACGUUGCCGGAGAUGAACCGCGCGUUCUCACCGAUGUCGUACGAUUUCCCGUUGCCUGUUACUUCGUCGUCGAACGCGGGCAGCAUGUCUUUGAGUCUUGGCGGCGGCGGUAGCGGGACUGCGAGGUUGAGCGAGUUUGGGACGGAGUUGGGCGGUGGAGGGGGGGCGUUUGGGGUGGCGAAGGCGGGGGUGGCGAGGAGUCCUUUGGCGGAGAUUUCGUCGAUGAGUAUUCAGGGUGAGGUGCAGGGGCAGGAACAGCAGGGAAAUGGGAAAGGGAAGGAGAAGGAGAAGGAGACUGAGCCCGUUCAGAGGGCAAAUGUGCAGAUGAGGUCGGAGCAGAAGAGGCCGGAUACGACGUAUACCGUUUACGACGAGGAGGACGCGUACGGAGGGUUCUGAACAGAAACAAGAAAAGACGACACGGUUCCUGCCGUUCGACGCGUUCGACGUUCAAGGUAGUAUAUAGUUGUCCGCCGUCCAGGUCGACGAGGCGGAUUGUCGAUAUUUUGUCCUGCCCAUGCUUCCUUCCCUCUCUUCCUAUCCCGGGUCUCAUCCUAUCCCAUCUACUCUCCUCGCCCUCGUAAACUAUCCCCAGACUUAUUUAUCCACUAUCUGUAUUCUUCUCUCCCGUCUCCUGUGCUUCCAUCUCCAUCUCCGGUGUUCUGUCCCUCCCUCCCCUGUGCUUCUUGUCUCGGUCUGAGAUAACUACUGUCUUUUCUAUAGAGUGCGCGUUCGUUGUGGGCCCGUCCUUUCGUUCUUUACCCUUCGCUCCUUUGUUUGUCUUUUUCUUGGUCUUGGUCCGACUGCCCACCCACUGUGCCUUCCUCCUUCGCUCCCUCUCCCUCUCCCUCCUUCCUUUCACUCCGUGCAAGUCCACACCGUCAGUUCAUCGUGUAAUCCCUUUUUCUCCUCCCUCUGGAACACUCUUCCAGAUUGUCCAGAUUGUCCACCUUGUUCAAUUGUCUACUUUGUACUACCUCCUCCCCCUGCUCGUUCGUAGGUCGGUCGUGCUUUUGAUCGCGCGGUUUUGCGGUAAAUGGUUGUCGCGUGGUGCUGGUUCCCCUCCUUCCUCCCUCAAUCCGUCGUCAUUUUCAUCGAUCUCGACUUCUCCUCUCCCUUCAUCCUCGUGUCGUCGUGCACGAUGCUCUGCUUCUAUUUCCUUGGUUCAAUAUUUUUGCGUUUUAACCCACCCCUGUAGCUCUUCCACUUCCACUUCAUACUUCUAUGUCAUCGUUUCCCCGACCCCGACACCGACACCGACACCGACAUACCCCUUCAUUGAAUGAACCCUCCUCCUCCUCCUCCUAUCAUGAUACGUACCGUUUAUACCCCGUCGGCUUUUUGUUUUCAUUCUUGAGCUGGUGCAUAGCGCUGGUUUGAAUUUUUUUUGUGUUUUGGUUGGUUGGUUCAAGUCGCUUAUACGGUUGCUUGGUUACAUCUUGUGGUAACGCUACUGAGUACGAUAUCUGUUUGCUUGCCACUUACCUGCCACUUGCCACUUGCUUGCUGGGUUAUCAUUGUCAUGCGA